GUGAGAGACUCUCUCUCUGUUGGACAGUUCGGCCGCGGUCGAACCUAGCAGAGCCGAACUACUCGCCUGGGAGACUGAAGAAGAACUGAGACAGAAAAGAACGAUGGAGCUUUCCGCCAUGGGUGACCGCGUCUUUGCCGCGGAAGCCAUAUUGAAGCGCCGCGUCCGAAAGGGAAGACUUGAAUACCUGGUGAAAUGGAAAGGAUGGGCAAUGAAGCACAGCACUUGGGAACCAGAGGAGAAUAUUCUGGAUGACAGGCUCAUCCUCGGCUUUGAGCAAAAGGAACGAGAUAGGGAGCGUAGCGGUCCGAAAAAACGGGGGCCCAAACCCAAAAACCCGGCCACAAAGGCACGGGCCGCAAAAGGAGAACCAAGCAGCCGAUCCACAAAGUCCCGCCAGACGACAUUGCGCUCCUCUUCCUCUGCUCCCAGUCGAACGGCCCCUUCCUCCUCUACCUUGCCUCAUCCUUCACCAUCCUCCUCUUCCUCAAGUCUGGCCCCCUCCCCUAAGCUCAACUCCCUGGCCGCCACCCACAAGCUGAAGAAGGACAUCCAUCGUUGCCACCGCAUGUCCCGCCGCCCUCUGCCCCGCACGGACCCCAUGUCCUUCUCCAGCCCUGGCGGCUUCCCGUCCCGCCCUCACGUCUCUCCGUUCUCAGAGACUGUCCGGAUCCUCAACCGCAGGGUCAAGCCCCGUGAGGUGAAGAGGGGUCGUAUCAUCCUCAAUUUGAAGGUGAUUGACAAGCCGGGACGCGGCGGCUCAAGCAGUGGAGCCAGGAAUUUUCCAGGGGGACGCCACAACAUCCCCUCCCGUAAUCGCAUCAUCGGGAAGAAAGGAGAGGCUCCCUACAGACCUUUCCAGCCCCCGCUGAAGAUGCUUGGCUUCCCCAUGUACGGGAAGCCAUUUGGGCUGCAGUGCGGUGGUCCUCUGGCCUUCCAACCUCAACCUGGGUCCUGCAACACCAGGAACCCCCGCCCAGCCCCCUCCCGCUAUCAGGCUCCUCCUCCUAGCUCCAGUGCCUCUGAAGGAAAAUCUCUCCCCACUGCUGCUGCAGCUGAACCCUCCCAAUCCAGUGAGGCACCAGAAGCCCUUAAAGGUCCCGCAGACCCGCAGAAUACCCCGCCGCCUGCCACCCCUUCUGUCUCACCUACCCCAGCAACCUCACCAUCUUGCGUGGAAGGCGAUGAGACCCCAAACCCUUCCUUGCCUCAAGAUGCGGGAGGCCAACCCGAACCCGCGAGGGUGCCGGUUGAGGGGGACCCUGACUGGCACCCAGAGAUGGGACCGAGCUGCAAAGAUGUGGUGGUCACCGAUGUCACCACCAACCUGGUCACCGUCACAAUCAAAGAGUUCCCUUCUCCAGCCUCUGGUCCCGUGUCCCCGGCUUCCGUCAGCGCAGAAAAUGGUACUCCUGAGGAGCCUACCAUACCCAAGCCAUAGGAAAUUGCCACUGGUGUUUAAAGAAAUGUGCCCUUUUUGCCAC
Messenger RNA from Doryrhamphus excisus (bluestripe pipefish), 1484 nucleotides. NCBI's taxonomy places the organism in Eukaryota, Metazoa, Chordata, Actinopteri, Syngnathiformes, Syngnathidae. The record is from RefSeq and is a predicted model, not a curated record.